Molecule: messenger RNA, 3912 nt
Organism: Aspergillus glaucus CBS 516.65
Lineage: Eukaryota; Fungi; Ascomycota; Eurotiomycetes; Eurotiales; Aspergillaceae
Product: RanBP1 domain protein
Exons: 2
Coding region: 1-3912 (1303 amino acids)
Biological process (GO): intracellular transport
Source: RefSeq, a predicted model, not a curated record
AUGUCGAGUACACCGGAGGAGAAGCCCCAGCGGGCGAGCGCUGCGCAGUUGGCCAACAGAAAAAUUAGAGAUGUUCGGAGGCGACGGCCAGGCACUGCCGCACCAUCUCCCACACCACCACCACAACAACAACAACAACAACAACAACAACCUUUCAACAGCCCGUUCGGCUCCCUCAAUCAGAACGCCAACCCGCCCGCUCCCACAAACGGGUUCUCAUUUGGCCAGUCUCAGAGUUUCCCAGGCCCCGCUCCCACUACGAGUCAGCCCGGCACAAACGGAACAUCAUCGCCAUUCUCUUUUGGUGGUGGAAGCGGCGGCCCUUCCUUUAAUUUCGCCGCAGGGGCCACUACAACAGCAAGCAAUCCAUUUGCUACCGUGAGUACGGCCGCUCCGAGUCAACCAGCCGAUGGCGGUAGCUUCGGAGGGUUCAAGGGAAACAUCUUCAAUCUCGCACCAGCAAGCCCGGCGCCUUCUGGUGGUCUCUUUGGUGCGACCUCUGGUCCUUCCGCCGGGGCCACGCCUGCUACUAGCGGUGCUGGUCUAUUUGGACAAACAAGCGCUUCGAGUCCUGCGCCGACGCCCGCGGCUUCGACGAGUAUCUUCGGCCAGUCAACCUCGGACAAGCCAUCCAUCUUCGGCCAAUCUACAGGUUCUGCGGACGAUUCGAUGCAAACUUCUCCGGACGCCAAGAGCAGCACUGCAUCGAAGCCGUCCAUCUUUGGCAAUGGAACUACUCCCGCACCACCUCCUACCUUUGGCGGUUUUGGCGGGGACAACCUAUUCAGCAAGCCUGCAAGCUCUGCACCCAGUCCGUCGCCCACCAAGCCUCUCUUCGGCGCGAAACCAGACGAAAAAUCUACUCCAGCAAUACCAUUCACCUUUGGGGCCAAGCCCGCAGAGCAGUCCGGCGUGGCGUCGCCCUCCAUUUUCGGCGCGACCACUCAAACCAGCUCUGCAACGACCACCCCUACAACUGCACCUUCUCUAUUUGGAGCCUCUACAUCCCAGAACCCCUUCCAGUCCGGCAAUCUCUUCUCAGGUGCCCCUGCGGCAACCGAAAAGCCACAAGAAGAGAAAAAGCCAAGCGACUCUGCUCCCAAGUCGCCGUUCCAGUUCACGCCGUCUGCCUCCACUGGACCUUCGUUGUUUUCCAAGAGCGAGACUGCACCAGCACCGGCUGCAUCUGGUGGAUCGUUCGGCCAGAACCCUAGUCUUGGUGCAUCGCAGCCUCCAUCCACAGGCAACAUCUUCGCGCCUAAGCCACCGACUUCCACAGAAGAGAAAGCUCCCGCAGCCAACCCGUUCGGCGGUAUUUUUGCGCCCAAGCCAGCUUCUGAAAGCAAACCGGAAGAGGGAAAGCAGCAACCUGCAGCCCAGCCCUCUUUUGGCGGCGGCCUCUUUUCUCCCAAGCCAAGCGAGCCGGCAGAACCUACCACCUCCACACCUUCUUUCUCGGCUUCUACGCCUGCUGCCGGUACGGCCAAGCCUCCAAGCGCUUUCCAACCGUCUACUUCUCUGUUCCAGCCACCUCCCGCCGCGGCUCCCAGGCCGGCCUCUCAGCGUCUCGAGACGAUGCAGCCCAAGGGGCUUUCGGUUGACCUCAACAAGCAUCUGCAAGAUGACGUUGAGCUACUGAACCGGGUCCGCAUCCUGAAUGAGUCUUUCAAGCGCGAGAUAACGAAACUUGAUCCAUCUAAAGAUGACUUCGAUCUUGUUAUCCUGUACUAUAUGCGCGUUCGUGAUACGAUCGGGGCCCCUACUGGCGGGGAACAUGCCCCUAAGCGCAAGACUCGGGAUGAAGACGGUGAUCAGGGUGUUCCAGCUCAGAAGAAGGCGAAACCUUUUGGCGAAGCCGCAUCUUCGUCAGCGCCGCAGAUGAAUAUUGCGCCGAGCUCCAUCACCAGCACCUCCUCUAACCUGUUUGGUGCGAGUGAGAUUGCUAAACCCAGCCCCAGUAAGAGGAAAGUGGACGAUGAAGAUGGCAGCGUCUCUGAGCCUCCCUCGGCAAAACGCUCACAGGGCGAUUCUACUACCGCGAGCAUCUUCGCCCAGACCUUCUCUAACUCCAAGUCGGCCGAGUCUGAUAAGGAAGAGCCUUUCCAGUCGCCCGUUUCUUCUCCCUUCAAGCCGUCCACCCCUGAGUCUAAGAAGGUGGCUCCGGUUUCGACCACCCCGACCACAUCUCCCGCAAAGACUCUCUUCCCCACCCCCGCUGCGUCGAAUGAGCCUUCCGCUCCUACCUCGCUUUUCGGUCAGCCUUCAUCCGCGUCGAAGCCCGCCUCCGAAGCACCAAAUACCGAUGCCGCUCCUGCAAAUCCUUUUACACUGAAGCCCACGGAGAACAAGAGUGCAGAGCUAGCGGCUGCCCCGUCGUUCUCGAUGCCAAAGUUCGGUGGUGGCGGUGGCACGAAUUUCUUUGCGCAAUUCAAGACCCAAGCGGAAAGCCACGCCGAGAAGGAGAAGGCCAAGCGGAAGGAAGAAGAUUUUGACUCGGAAGAAGAAGACGAGGCUGAGUGGGAGCGCAAGGAUGCUGAGAAGCAACGCAAGAAGCGGGAGGAGCUCGAAGCCCAAUCGCAGAGGCGGGCUAAGUUCAUUCCUGGACAGGGAUUUUCCUUCGACGAGGAUGGCAGCACAAACACACAAGACUCCAAGAAGUCCGAUGAGACGAAUGGUGUUUCCUUCGCUAGCUCUGCUACGUCGGUCUUUGACACAAAGAGUGAGACCGAGGAAAAACCCAGCAACAUUUUUAGCCACUUGUCUGCUACUCCUACGGAGGUUGAGGAGAACGAUGGCGAUGUCACUGAGGAAGCGUCAGAUAAUGAGGAUGAGGGCCCCGGGUCUAAGGCCGCCACUGUCAGCAAAGAUGAUGGGUCCAACGAUAGCGAAGAUGGCGACUUUGGUAAGGCUCUGAAGAAGUCCAAGGCCGCUGACAAGCCUGCCACGGCCACGGAAACCACCAGUGAGUCCACUCCAGCGAAACCCGCUGGCGGCAGCCUGUUUGGCAGUGUUCAGGACAAGGAAGGUGAGGCUACUCCGAAGAACCCAUUUGGUUCGUUGUUCAGCACCCCGAAGCCGCAGGCUUCGUCAAGUGGAACUCCAAGCCUUUUCGCACCCACUACUUCUACUAGCGGCUCUACGAGUCUCUUCGGUGCGUCCACCAACGCCACCGGCGGAAGCCUGUUCGGCGCCUCGACAGUCGGUACCGGAUCUCUCUUUGGUGCAGGCCAGAACGGUGUCAAGAAUGACCAGACAUGGAAGAAGGACUCCCCUAUCAAGUUUGCAUCGGACUCGAGCUCCACCUCGAAGCCGGAUACUUCUUCGUCCGAAGCCCCGAAGCCAUUCUCUACCCUGUUUGGGGCAGGUGGUGCGCCCAAGCCAACAUCUGGUGAUUCCAAACCGUCGCUUGGGUUUACAUUCGGCGCUCCUUCAACUCAGACUUCUUCUAUCUUCUCCUCUGCAGCUAAUUCCGCCGCAACCAGCGCUGCUUCAACGCCAGGGACUUCUGAUGCCGGAGCUGGCGAGUCCGGUGACGGCGAAGCAGCGGAAGCUCUGCCCCAGGUUAACCUGGCUCGCGGUGGCGCAGGCGAAGAGAACGAGGAGGUGCUCAUGGAAACUCGCGCUCGUGGAUUGAAGAUGGCCAAGGAGGGAUGGGACAGCCAGGGUGUUGGUUUCGUUAAGAUCCUGAAGAACCGGGAAACUUCUCGCUCCCGUGUGGUCCUUCGCGCUGAUCCUAGUGGCAAGGUGCUUCUGAAUGCUUCGUUGAUGAAGGCCAUCAAGUACACUAUCAACGGAACUGGUGUGCUCUUUGCUGUUCCCCAGCCUGAUGGAAGUCUGGAACAGUGGGCUAUCCGGACGAAGAAAGAGGACAUUGGACGUCUUGGAUCUACCAUGGAAGAGGCCAAGGCUUAA